Messenger RNA from Priapulus caudatus, 331 nucleotides. Its product is annotated as cysteine synthase B-like. The transcript has a single exon. The annotation marks the transcript as partial. Gene Ontology annotation, cellular component: cytoplasm. The record is from RefSeq and is a predicted model, not a curated record. Gene Ontology annotation, biological process: L-cysteine biosynthetic process. NCBI's taxonomy places the organism in Eukaryota, Metazoa, Priapulida, Priapulimorpha, Priapulimorphida, Priapulidae.
AUGGGAACGACAGGAACGAUUACGGGUACUGGGAUCUACUUGAAGCAACAAAACCCCGCAGUGCAAAUUGUUGGUGUUGAACCCUUGAGUGAAGAAGAAAAAAUUCCUGGCAUCCGUCGUUGGAAUGCUAAUUAUGUUCCCGCUAUUUUUGCUCAAGCUCAGGUUGAUAUGAAAAUUAAUAUGACACAGAAAGAAGCCGAAGAUACGAUGCGUCGUUUAGCAACAGAAGAAGGUAUUUUCUGUGGGGUUUCCGCAGGGGGGGCUGUCGCUGCCGCACUUAAAUUGUCGCAAAGCGUCGAGAAUGCCACGAUUGUUACCAUCAUCCCUGAUC